UCGAUUCCUCUGAUUGUGGCAGAAGGAGCAGUCAGCUUAGGGGGGCUUUGACUCUCUGUGCGGAUCUGCUUCAGUUUACAAACCGAGUUAGUUGAGGAUUCUAGGCGACAUUUUAGGAAAUGGAUAACAACAGCCGGACUGUGUUGGUGACAGGUUUUGGACCCUUUGGAGAACACACUGUCAACGCCAGCUGGGUAGCAGUGCAGGAAAUGAAGAAGCUUGGACUGGGCAAUAACAUUGACCUGCAUGUAUACGAGGUUCCUGUGGAAUACAAGAAAGUCGAGCUCAUGGUUCCAAAGUUUUUGAAACAGUACCAACCACGACUGGUAGUUCAUGUCGGAGUCUCAGGGAUGGCCACCACUGUGACACUGGAGAAGUGUGGCAGAAAUCACGGCUACAAAGGCCUGGACAACAGCAGCUUCUGUCCGGACUCACAGUGUUGCAUUGUGGGAGGCCCAGACUGCAUCAACUCAGUUAUUGACAUGGAGUCAGUCUGCAAGAGAGUAACUGCAUCCGGGCUGGGGGUGGCUGUAUCUGUGUCCAAAGAUGCUGGAAGAUAUCUCUGUGACUUCACCUACUACACAUCUCUGUACCUGAGCCACGGUCGCUCUGCCUUCAUUCACGUGCCUCCUCUCGGAAAGCCUUACAGCGGGGAGGAACUGGGCCGUGCGCUGCAGGCCAUCAUCAGGGAGAUGCUGGAGCUCCUGGACCAGGCUGAGGAGAAGAUUCACUGCCAGCAGCACAUUCACUAAGUGACAUCAGACCAGCCUCUCCAGCCCCUGCCACACAAGACAAAUUGCACUUGACCACAAGUAGCCAAAACUUCUCUUUAUUGUUUUUUUCUUUUUUUUUUUCUUGGACAUAUUGAACUUCUGAGACAUGGCUUUUUUGUAGCAUUUAAAUGUUUUUUUAUGAUUAGGUUGUGUGAUUCUGAUUUUCAUAGAUCUUCUUCCGUUAGAGUUGCAGACUGAAAGCAAUUUUUGGUCACAUUUAACUUUUAUCCUGUUAAACUUCCUGGUUUCUGAAGUUUUAUCAAUAUGAAAAAUAUCCACUAAGGAAUUACAUGUAAAGAGUCUCCACCGUGACGUUAAAAGCGAUCUAAACACCCAAAUGUGACUUCUAUUAAUGCACCUUAUAGGGUUAGGGUUACUGUGAUGACUAUAGAAGGCACAUUAGGGAAAAUGUAGCAUCAGAACUUCUUUACGUUUCCACGUUGCUUCAUCCCAGUAUGUUGAAGGUAGCAGGUGUUUACACCUAAAUGAUUAGACGUUCAUGUACAUAAUAUAUGGUUUAAGUAGAAAUGUUUAGCUGUAAGCUUCUUCUUCCUUCACUCCUUUGACUCUAAACUCGUCGGUCUUUCCUUUUUGAUGUUUAAUUGUUUCUGGGUCAGUUUUCUUUAUAAGAAGUUGUGAAUUUACCUUCCUUUACAAAGGUUAUUUAAAUCAGGGAACGGGUUGGUUCCAGCUCAGACUUCCCCAGUUUGUUGGCCCAGUUCUGACCGAAAAAAUAAGUAAAUAAUUCUACCCCACUGAGAUCUGGCCUUGGGCUGUGCAAUGUAAUUUUACAGAUCUCGCUCAGUGGAAUCUGCCUGAAAGUUUUAUCCUGAUGAUUUUUUUCUUUUUUCUUUGUAUGGCUGCACAGCUGUUGAGAAAAUAUUAAAGCUUUUAUAUUUCCUGACAGAUUAAAACAAAAGGGUUUAUUUUAAGGUGUAAUAAACGGAUAAGGUUCUGGGGGAAAGUACUUGCUCUCUUAAAGGUGUAGUGGAGGAUUUUUGUGAAUUUUUGAAAAGACCCACCCUCUUAAACCCAUUUCUCCUUGUGCACACUGUUUAAAAGUUGCUGUUUGCAACUUUUAAACAAACAAAAAAAAAGAUUUGCAAUUUUUCCACUAUGUCAAAAAUAAUGGAAAAUAAGGGAAAAUGGGGGCGAGCACAUCAC
Cyprinodon variegatus (sheepshead minnow) is the source of this 1937-nucleotide messenger RNA. RefSeq names its product pyroglutamyl-peptidase I (gene pgpep1). Gene Ontology annotation, cellular component: cytosol. The record is from RefSeq and is a predicted model, not a curated record. The transcript has 5 exons. NCBI's taxonomy places the organism in Eukaryota, Metazoa, Chordata, Actinopteri, Cyprinodontiformes, Cyprinodontidae. Bases 120 to 752 code for a protein of 210 amino acids. Gene Ontology annotation, biological process: proteolysis. Gene Ontology annotation, molecular function: pyroglutamyl-peptidase activity.